GCUCCAGUCACCCUCGCUCCCCUCCGGAUGCUACCCGGCCGCUCGGGCUAUGCUGUGGGAGCGUCAUGGCGGUGCACCGGGGACCCUCAACGAAAUGGCUCUUCACCCGGGACCAGCUUGAAAACACGCCGUCUCGACGCUGCGGGAUCGAGGCCGACAGGGAGCUUUCUUAUCGACAACAAGCCGCCAACCUCAUCCAAGACAUCGGCCAGAGGCUCAACGUCUCUCAACUGAUCAUCAACACCGCUAUAGUGUACAUGCACAGAUUUUAUAUGAUUCACUCGUUCACCAAGUUCCACAGAAAUAUUAUCUCCCAAACAACCUUGUUCCUGGCAGCUAAAGUUGAGGAGCAGCCCCGGAAACUGGAGCACGUCAUUAAAAUAGCUCAUGCCUGCAUAAACCCCCAAGAGCCUGCACUAGACACUAAGAGCAAUGCAUUCCAUCAGCAGUCACAAGAGCUUGUAGCACUGGAAACCAUCGUCCUGCAAACGCUGGGUUUUGAAAUCACUAUAGAUCAUCCACACACUGAUGUUGUGAGGUGCUCCCAGCUGGUACGAGCAAGCAAGGAUUUGGCACAGACUUCCUAUUUCAUGGCUACCAACAGUUUGCACCUCACCACGUUCUGCCUGCAGUAUCGGCCCACAGUGGUCGCCUGCGUCUGUAUUCACCUUGCCUGCAAGUGGUCCAACUGGGAGAUCCCCGUGUCGACCGAUGGCAAGCACUGGUGGGAGUACGUGGACCGCACGGUGACGCUGCAGCUGCUGGACGAGCUCACACAUGAGUUUCUUCAGAUUCUGGAGAAGACGCCCAGCAGACUAAAGAGGAUCCGAAACUGGAGGGCCAUUCAAGCUGCUAAGAAGCCAAAGACAGAAGGUCCUUCUGUGGACGGCGCAUUCCAGGGGGCGUCGUUAGACAGCCUCUCUGGUGUCGCCGGUUCCUUCUUCCCUUCCACCUCAACGUCAGACUCCACAGAGAUGUCCCUGGGUGCCAUGACAGGCGCCUAUGCCUCCUACCAGCCGCUCAGUGACCCUUUCUCGCAGCCCCCCCAUUCGGACUUCACUGUGUUGAAACACGAACACAAAACUGCAGGCGGCUCUGCCAGUAAACCCCAGCAGGUCGCUGCAAACGCAGCCCCUUUUUUGCGGCCGCAGAAAGUCUUAACUCUGGAAAAGUACAGAGAGAAACAUGCGGCGGAGCUCGCUCUGCAGAACGGCAUCAAGGAGGAGGCUGGCACAGACAUGUACACGCCGCCUCCUGCCGCUACCUCGCACCACCACAAGAAGCGCAGCCAGGCUCUGCCUGGCGGCCAGCCGGGUGACGGUAGGCGAGAGAAAUCGAGCUCCAAAAAGACUCGGGUGCCCGCUUCUUUCGCAGAGAACGGCUCGGCCACUAACGAGGAGCUCAAGAUGAGGAUCAAAGUUUCAUCGGAUCGCCACGGUGGCUCCGACCAGGGCAAAGACAAGCACAAGGAGCACGCCAGCCACCGCCACUCCAAACACAGCCACUCCCACCCGUAUUCCCUCGGCGCCAGUUGCCGGGUGGACACCGCUUCCGUGUCCCAGCGACCUCCCGGCGGCGAUUGUAGCUCAGGCUCUUCUCGAAAGAGGCCUCACCCUGACGGAGGCCACCAUCACCACCACCACCACCACAACCACCACCACCACUCGUCCAAGAGCAGCAGGAGCUCAAAGGCGGCCAUUAGCUCUGCCCACUACUCUGAUAGCAGCCAGAGGAUGAUGGAGCACCACGGCCACGAUGGUACCAACGGCCUGCUGAUGGCCAACGGCCAACACACUGACUACAAAGACACUUUCGACAUGCUGGACUCUUUACUAAGUGCCCAAGGAAUGAACUUAUAACCUCCAGUGUUGUUCCCACAGCUGUAUUACAGCAUUGAAUAGACUUUUAAAAAAAGAGAGGAAAAAAAAGUCUUAAAUUAUAUGGAUUUCUCAUUGUCCACACUGCUGCUGAUUCUUGUGAAGCUGUCCAAUGUAACAGCAUGAUGCAUCAAGCUGUGUGCGACAAAAAAUGUUUAAAUUUCUUUUCACAAUUUUAAUGUGCAUGUUUGAAGUUUUAAAACAAAGGGAAGCCGCAUAGCUACUAGUGCUUGCAGCCAUCACAGCAGUUUACACAGUUAAUUUAUGUUCUUCUAAUGUUCCACUAAAAAUCUCAGGUCAUGAACUUUUUUAAUAUAAGAACAAAUUGUUGGGUUUUCGUACCUGCUUGUGUGGAGACUCACCACCUCGCCCAAUAUAAAGACAUGAAAAACUUGGUAUCUCACUGGGCCACAGCCUGCUUAUUAUUUUUUUGGUGAUUAUUUUUUUCCCUUACAAUCUCCCCAAAGCAGCGCAUGAGCUCCACAAGCAGACCCAGUUUAGAUCUGCAAUUGAAGCAGAUGUAACGUCUGUGAAAAGCGCAUUUCUGAUCUAUCGACUUAAAUUGCAAGAGGCCUUUUAAUUGUACUGCGAGUGACCACUCCCUCCAUGGGUUGUGAUAAAUGUAAUUGUCCGAAAAUACCAAUGUCUGUUACAAGAUGGUGUAAAUAGGACUACAGUUCACAUUUACAGUUGUUGGUCAAUGCCUUUGAUGUCUCUUGAAAUCUAAAGCAGACAAUUCUCUUCAAUUUGUGUAUUGGGAACCCAAAUAAAGGUGUUAAAGUGA
Molecule: messenger RNA, 2661 nt
Organism: Phyllopteryx taeniolatus (common seadragon)
Lineage: Eukaryota; Metazoa; Chordata; Actinopteri; Syngnathiformes; Syngnathidae
Gene: ccnt2b
Product: cyclin T2b
Exons: 9
Coding region: 66-1859 (597 amino acids)
Biological process (GO): regulation of transcription by RNA polymerase II; positive regulation of DNA-templated transcription, elongation
Cellular component (GO): nucleus; cyclin/CDK positive transcription elongation factor complex
Molecular function (GO): cyclin-dependent protein serine/threonine kinase activator activity
Source: RefSeq, a predicted model, not a curated record